UCCUCUGCCAGGGACUCUCUUCCCACAAGUAGAGCAAGAGCUCUAAGAGGAGGCAUUGGUGGGCUGCCCUUCUGCUGGGGUCAAUGGAGAGCUUCAUGAGCUCACGGUCCAUGGGCGAGGAGUCCCUCCAGAUGUGGGGCCUCAACAAGCGCCUGGAGGCCUAUCUGGCCCGGGUGAAGUCCCUGGAGGAAGAGAAUGGGCUGCUGAGGUCCGAGAUCCAGAGCCUGAAGGCCGGGUCUCCUGAGGGCUCCUGCUGGAGAGGUCACUAUGAGGAAGAGCUGGCCUCCCUUCGGGCCACCCUGGACCAGGCAUUCCGGGAGAAGCAUGUGGCCGAGCUGGCCCGGCUGGCCCUCAGCGACCAGGUCCAGGAGGUGACCAGCCAGUGCCAGAAGGAGCGGGCGGCCAGAGAAGAGGCCAAGAGGGCCCUGGCCGUGGGCAAGAAGGCCUUGGAGGAAGAGCGGAGGGCCCAGCUGUGGCUGCGGGAGAAAGCGGCCCAGCUGGAGAAGGAGGCCGAGGGGCUGGCGGAAGCCCACCGGGAGGAGCUGGCCGGGUUGGAGCAGGAGGCAGCCGGCUUCCCCCGGACCCUGGGGGUCUUCCAAGGGGUAACCCCCGGUUGCCCCCAGCCCCUGGAGGUGGAGGACUAUGCCCAGCGGCUGUCAGCCAUCUGGCAGGGAGCGGUUGAGACCUACAAGUGUGGGGUCUCCCAGGCAGAGGCCUCUCUCAGCCAGGCCAAGGAGGAGCUCCGGCGGGCCGUCCAGGGCAACCGGCAGAGCCGACUCCAGCUCCAACAGAUGGAGACCGAGAUGGCCGGCCUGCAGAGCCGCAAGGAGGCCCUGGAGGAGAGCCUCUCCCACCAAGGGCAGCUCCAGCAAGGGGAGGCCGAGAAGCUCCAGCUGGCCGUGGAGUCUCUGGAGGAGGAGAAGCGCUCCCUGCGGUCCCAGAUCGCCCAAGUCCUGGAAGACCGGCAGCAGCUGGCCCACCUCAAGAUGUCCCUCAGCCUGGAAGUGGCCACCUACCGGACCCUUUUGGAAGCUGAGAGCACCAGGCUGCAGAUGCCAACCGCAGUGGACUUCAAGCUGCCCUCCAGCCUCAAAGAUCUGAGAGCAGAAGUCAAUGGCAGUAAGCCCCAAGCCGCCAUGUCUCGAGAGAGGGGCCACCUGGAUUCCCAAGAUCCCUGGCCAAGUCCUGCCGCCUUCCUGAGGGGAAGCACAAGGCUGUGGUCACCCAGGAGCCCCGGAAAGCCCUCCCUCGCAUCCAGCCCUGCUUCUCUGCUGCCCAAGACCAGAAGCCCAGUGGCCAGGGAGUUCCAGAAAGCCAAGACCGUCCUUCAGUCCCAAUCCGCCAAAGGUUUUGACCUGGCACUGACCCAGGAGGAGGCCCCGGUCCUUGUUGAGUCCACUGCUUUCCAGCUGGGUGCAUCCCAGCAAAGCCAGGUGGUGACAGCCACCCGGAUCGAAAGUGUUUCCCAGUCCUUCUUCCGUGAAUCUCCCCCAGUGUCCGACUCCAUCAGUCCCAUCAUUCCAAAUAUAUUGGAAGAGUCCAGCCCCAAAGAGAAGGGCCAGGAAGGAGGAGGAGAGAAAACUGGAACCCACAUGGAGAAAGUGGAAGGGAUAAUGGAGAAGGAAGAUGACUCUGAAGUAGCUAGGGAAGAAGAAGAGGAAGAGGUAGAGGAAGAGGAAGAGAGGUACCCCAGUGGCAGACCACCAGGAGAGACCCCCAGCCAGUUGAUCACAGAAGCUUUAGCAAUUGCAACCAAAGACAUGAAGAGCACAGACACUCCUCCUGAAUCUAGCUUGCUUAUCAUGAUGGAGACACAAAAUGGUUUCCCUUCCAAUGACUCUUCCUCCUUGGAAGAAGAAAACGAAGCAACUCCUGCUCCAAGCAGGAAAGGGUUGGAAGGCAUGGAGGAGCUACACAAAGACUUGAAGCGAAACAGUCAACCGGCUGAGUGGCCAGAGAACAUUGAAGGCUUUGAAGCAUCUGUUGAGGUAAAUGGUGGUCAAGAAGCCCAUGCUGAAUGUCAAGAAGAGGAAGGAGGGCUGUGGGUUUCUGGGGAUCCAGAACCACCCUCUCUUUUGGAGAGCGGACUGUCAGAGGAGAAAGGAAUCAGGGAACAAAUUGCAAUGGACAUUCCUGUCACUGAAGGAAUGGAGAUUUACAAAGAAACCAAAUAUCCAGAGCAGAACAAGAGUGAUGAUGGUGGGCAGCCACCUGCUUUCCUAUUGGAUGAGCCUGAAGUUGCUUCUGAAUGCCCAGCACCAGCACAUCAUGUGGGGAAAGAGGCGCUUGCGGAUAAGGAGAGCUGGGAGGCUGGCGCUGGCCACUGCCAGGAUCCCGCUGGUGCCACAGGAGGAUGCUGGGAAGAGGCAGAGGGAGGGACAGAAGACCUUGAGGUGGUGAGUACUGAAGCCCUCCACUUCUCGGAGGACGAGGAGAGGAGGGAGCUCUGGAGCCCCUCCAGGGAGAAUGAGGAGUGUGACCUUCAGGAGAAGAUGCCAAGAAGUGAGUUUCGGACAGAGGAUGGAGGACCGGCCACUGGGAGUUUGUCUCCCUUGAGCCACACGGCUUUGCCUCUGGAAAGGUGUCAAGAGGACCUCUUUCUUCUGGUGGAGCAGGAGAAGCCUGAGGAGGAAAAAAGACCGCUUUGCCAGACCGAUUCUUCCUUGCCAGAGGAAGAAGCAGAAGAGGUGGCCUUGGAACCAGAGGCCUUCAGUGUGGAAGAGACUCUCUUGGGGAGUGUUUAUUCAGCAAGGAAUGAAGAAAACACCUUGCCAGGUGAGCCAGGGGUUACGGACAGCAGGGAAGCUGAGGAAGAGGAGGGUAAAGAAGGAAUUGCCCUACCCAGAGAUCUCCAGGAAGAAGAGAAUGAUUUGGAAAAUGAAGACUUCUCAGGCAUGGAGGCUGUUAGCUUGCAAGAGGCGGCCUUGGAGCAUCAGGAAGUGGAGAACGUUGUUCUAGAGCAAGAGAUCUCCACAGGAGAACAAGUGGAAGGAGCUCUGGAAGCGUCUCCUCAGCAACUGCAGAUGGAGCAGGAAAUGGAGGAAGAGGAGAUCCCCAUGGCUUCUCCUGAGGCCGAGGAUUGUGCCCUGGAGGGAGCCAAAAUGCUCAAAGACCCAAAAGCCACAGAGGCUGAGAAGGAGGAGGAAGGAAAGGCAGGCCAGGUCAGCCCCUGUCUUCACCUGGAGGAAAAGGACGGACCCCCAGAGGGCUCUGAAGCCCAACAGGCGAUGGCUGAGGGACAAGGGGCUGCAAAUGAGCAGCAGGUUAUCACUGGGAAAGAUGAGGAAACUGACCAGAGCCAGCAGGGAACUGCCCUCGGGCAAAGCACCACCCUCGAUGCCAGCCAGGAAACUGAGGCUCCCUCAGAAGUACAGAGAGACACCCUCAGUGGGUCCGAAGACACAGGCCACACCGACGCAAGCGAACCUCAGUCACAGAAUGACUCUUUGGAGUCAGAGGAGUCCCUUGAAUCUCCAGAUACCUCCCCGAAUGCCACCUGCAAAGGAGAGGGAAUUGGAAAAGAAUUGGAAAGUGGGCAAGAGAUUAUGCUAGAGGAAACCUUGCCAGAUCACACACCCUUGUGUGCAUAUUUGGCAGAGACGUUGGCCACAACCACUGAAUCCCAGCGGCUUCCAGAGGAUGAGGACGCUGCCAGAGACGGCUAUGAGUUCCUGAAGGAGGAGACCGAGCAAGUGCUGGAGGACGGAGGUCCAAGCAGCCCCCCACCAAGAGAAAAAGACAAGGAACAGGAAGGGUUCAAGGAGGAGGAAAGCUGCCCUGUGGAGUCAGAGGAGACACCAGCUGCCAAAGAUAUGGAAGAAACUAAGACUGAAAGGCCAGAACCCCUCCAAGAAGAGAACCAAGACCCACACAUAGCAAAACCUGAGCUGUCCAGAGCAGAAGAGCAUUUUGCACUUUAUCCUGAGCCCUUGGAGGCAGAAUCCGAGAAAGAGGCUGAGGGGAGCAGCCCCCAACAGGGAGGCGAUGUAGAAAAAGAACCUGAGUUGGCAGAGCAGACCCCUGAGGGGAAAGCCGGGGCAGAUUUUGCCUGGAAGCCAGAGCAGGACAGCGUUUUCCAAGCGGGUUCCUUUGACCCUGGGAGCCUAGAGGAAAGUGUCCCUGCAGAAGAUGGUGGCUCCCUGGAACUGAGCGACCAAGAGGAGGUGGAGGCUGAAGGCCCCCAUAAGGAUUCCCCUCUGACCAGUGUGGCUGACCUGGGGGAGAUUGUGCUGGAGGAAGAAGAGCCCCUAGGGUUCCAGAGGGCCAUGGAGGCAGACCCCAAAGAUCUGACAUGCACUGAGAUAGUGCUGCCAGGUGCCCCUGAACCCUGUCAGACCUCCAAGCUAGAGAGUCAUGGAAGGGAGGAAGAACCUCAAGAGGAAGAUCCGGCUGAGCUUGGUCCAAGGGCCAAGGGUUUCCCUGACCCCUCACCAGAGGUGACCAUGAGCUCUUCACUAGAUGGCAUGAAAGACUCUGACAUCCUGGAAAUUGUGGAGCAAGCCCUGGAGUUCAACCAGGAGCUGAUCAAAGCAGCUGAGCAGAGCACUGAGGUUGGACCACCAUCUGCAGGGGAAGAAGCACCUCUCUCCCCAGAGGAAAAGAGUCCUGAUGUUUCUGCCACAUCAUUGGACAGAGACGUGCCCCAGAUUGUGAAAGAGGUGCCAGAGGUGUCUUCCUCCAGUGCCAAAGACCCAGCAGGGCCCCCCCCAUCUGUGGACCAAAAGCACCACAAAUGGGCUUCAGGCAGAUCCCAGCACUGUGGAUUUUGCUGGGGAGAUGCUGAAUGGCCUUGGGCCUCUCCUUCCCAGGACCAUGGAGAGGGACGUCAGCACUUCUGCAGAAGGACAGGUCAAGAAGAUCUCAAUCUCUGAAGAGCUCCCCCAAGAAGAGAUGGAUGAUGACCUCCCCAUGGUGGACACCACUAGCUACAGCCUGCCUCAGACCCUGUCCACUGUAGAGGCACCAAGAGCAGGAGAAGUUGGCUCCGAAACCCAUGAGGAAGCUUUUCUGGACCAGCGAGGAGGGCGAGAAGCCCUGGAAGCACCCCAGAGCAUCUUUGCUGAAAUCCUGCAGACUUCUCACGGGAAGGGAAGAAGGGAGAGGGAUCUGGAGGAUGUCUCCGUCGCUCCAGACUUUGGGGAGGACCUUCUCUGCCUGCAGCCCAGCCAAAACCUCAAGUUCCGACCAGAAGAAGAUGAGGAGGAGGAGGAGGAAGAGCCCUGGUCUCUGGAGGGCAACUGAGAUCCCACCUGGCCCAACCAUGAGCUCCAGCACUAUCACGGCUGGCCAAAGGGGACAUUUUCUUCCAACCCACUUCCCUCCCUCCCUCCUUCCAUUUGGCAGUUCAAAGAGGCAGUCCAAAUAACAAUCAAAAGCUCUGAUUACCUAUAGAAUAUUUGCCCCAAAACACUUUGUGGUAGCUUUUUUAAAAGCCUGUUUGUUCCAAGGAGCAUUCAAGUCCUGUGCCUUGUAAGUCCCAGUGGGGCAGCCGUGGGGCUUGGCCUUCUGCUAAGGGUGCCCACCUCUCCUUAUGCCGCACUGCUGGUUCUCCCUGGGAUGCCCUGCAUUACCUCUGGCCCUGGCUGGGUGGGUGGGUGGGAAAUUGGGGGGCCAGGGUCUUCCGCUCGCUCAUGGGGUAACUUGAAGAAAGUAGGGGGCCCCACAGCUGGGCCUCCUUUUCCCCAGAGCUUGGUGUGGGGUCAAAAUUUACUAGACCAGAGAAGACGUGGCUUCUGGUUUGGGCAACCUGGCUCCAGACCAUGAAAGGCAGCCGCUGGACUUGCCGGUUGAACAGGAGGGUCCCAGAGCUGAGGAGGGAUGGGAAGGCAAGUUGGGCUCUGGAAAAUACCCCAAAGUCCUCCCCAUAAAUGUGAAUUAAUAAAGUUCCGUUCUCUCCUCCUCCCCACUUUCUCUUUAACACUGUUCUUUCUGAGAUAAUUUCUAAUCCAUUUUGUGCUUGGUUCCCCCCCCCCCUUUUUUUUUUUGGUUGCUGGUUUGUCUGUCUGUCUUUCUGUGUGUUUGUGAGUGCAUAAUUUAAGAGCAACACCUUUGUGUGCUCUCUGUGUGCAUCCAGGACUUUGCUUGUUUUUAAGAAGAAAGAAGAAAAAUGAAAUGCCUGUUCUGCGCCUGUUGGCAAAGUGGGCAGAGCAGCCCCCCCCACCUCUGCCCUUCUGCCCUUUUACUGGGAUCUGAUCACCCACCGUGGGGCUGGAGGGGGACAGGAGCAGCGGCCGGUAGGGGACUGCACGGCCCAAGGCCCAUGGCUGCCUCAUGCCACCAGAGAGAGGCACCCAUCAUCCCCAGUGCCACUUUGCAAAGGAUUCUGGGAAGGGCUCUCAGAGUGCCCAACACUGCCACGUCCUCCAUGGGGUGACAAACCACUGGAAGCCAACUCCAGUGCCUCUUUCUUAAGCUAAUAAAGAGACAUUACUUCCCACCA
Molecule: messenger RNA, 6439 nt
Organism: Sceloporus undulatus (fence lizard)
Lineage: Eukaryota; Metazoa; Chordata; Lepidosauria; Squamata; Phrynosomatidae
Gene: NES
Product: nestin
Exons: 4
Coding region: 84-4871 (1595 amino acids)
Biological process (GO): positive regulation of intermediate filament depolymerization
Cellular component (GO): intermediate filament
Molecular function (GO): CCR5 chemokine receptor binding; intermediate filament binding
Source: RefSeq, a predicted model, not a curated record